AUGAGUUUUGUGACAGUCCAGUCUGUGAACAUCAUGACAGACAUCAUGUUACUGAGUCUCCUUCUUAUUCCAAGUACUUUGGCUUCUUGUCCUUCAAACACACACCUGUUCAUCACCGCACCAACAGAGAUGGAAGCUCUGAGUGGAUCUUGUUUACAAAUCCCAUGUAACUUUAGUGAAACUGGAACAGAAAAGUUUGACAGCACAAGACCUGUCUCUGGAGUGUGGAUUAAAAAUCACACCAAUGUUAAAACAUAUCCAGAAAACGAGAUCUUCAACAGCAGUAGGACAGUUAACAUCUAUCCAAUGAAGAUUACAGGAAACCUGAAGGAGAAAAACUGCACCACUCUGUUUUCCAACUUAACCACAACUUAUACAAACACAUACUACUUCAGAAUUAUGAACUGGCCCUACAGAGCAACAGCUGUUUGUGAUCCUCUUAAAAUAACAAUUAAAGAUUCUCCUUGGAGGCCCGAUAUUACAAUCCCAGGUGAUCUGAAGGAGAAGGAGUCUGUCACUAUAACCUGCUCAGCUCUCACUCCCUGUCCACACUCCCCUCCUCAACUCACCUGGAAUCUCCAACAAGACUCUCACAACAAAAUAGAGAAAAACACAGAUGGAAGCUUUACAACUAAAAUCCAGCAGAACAUCACUCUGUCAGACACACAUGAUGGAAAGAAGAUCAGCUGCUCUGCCAGAUAUCCUGUGAACCAAGGAAAAGACACCAAGACAGCAGAGACAGAAGAGACUCUCAGUGUUUCAUAUGCUCCUAAAGACACCUCAGCAUCCAUCAGUCCAUCAGGUUUGGUGUCAGCAGGCAGCUGGGUGAACCUGACCUGCUCCAGCAGAGCCAAACCUCCAGUCAGCAGCUUCACCUGGUUCAAGAAGAGCAGAGAUGGAGCUGUGAAAGUAUCUGAAGGAGAGAUUUACAGCUUCAAUGUAACAGAUGGAGGAGUUUAUUACUGUGUGGCCACUAAUGAUCUGGGUAAUCAGACAUCAGCAGAGCUUCAUGCUGGACAACAGAAUAAUGGUUCUUUACCACUGGGUCCACUUCUUGGAGGCAUCCUUGGGUUCAUCUUACUGAUCUGUUUGGUUAUCUUGGCUUGGUGCUUAAAGUCAAAACAUCAAACUCAACAACAGACUCAGUCCACAGGUAAAACAGAAGAAAAGGAAGAAAGCCUCCAUUAUGGAGAGAUCAACUUCUCCACUCUGGGAUAUGAAGUGCCCUCUGGCUCAAUGCAGGACAGAGGACAGCAGCAGGAUACAGUGUACGCACAGGUGAAAGUCAACAAGCCAGAAAACAGCUUAACACAGAGAGCUCAUGGCCAAGAGGAACUUUAUGCUAAAGUGAAGAAAAAAUGAGAAGUAUCAGUUAACAACCUCUGAACAGAGAAAG
Molecule: messenger RNA, 1396 nt
Organism: Neolamprologus brichardi
Lineage: Eukaryota; Metazoa; Chordata; Actinopteri; Cichliformes; Cichlidae
Source: RefSeq, a predicted model, not a curated record